This is a messenger RNA of Erinaceus europaeus (western European hedgehog), 2695 nucleotides long. RefSeq names its product cartilage associated protein (gene CRTAP). Gene Ontology annotation, cellular component: endoplasmic reticulum. The record is from RefSeq and is a predicted model, not a curated record. The transcript has 7 exons. Gene Ontology annotation, biological process: peptidyl-proline hydroxylation to 3-hydroxy-L-proline; collagen fibril organization. The coding region runs from base 133 to 1320 and encodes 395 amino acids. NCBI's taxonomy places the organism in Eukaryota, Metazoa, Chordata, Mammalia, Eulipotyphla, Erinaceidae. Gene Ontology annotation, molecular function: collagen binding; protein binding.
CAGCCGGACGGGGCGGGCCGGAGGCUGGAGUCACCGCCUCCUGAGCAUUCGGCCUGCCGCGUCGCCCGUCUUCCACCUUCCUUUCCUCCUGAGCUCCUUCCAUUCCUUCCUUCCUUCCUUCCUGCGGCGGCGAUGGCCGCGGCGCUGCUGGUGCUACUGUGUGUAGGCUGUGCACUGCGCUCCGGGCGCGCCCAGUACGAGCGCUACAGCUUCCGCAGCUUCCCCCGGGACGAGCUGAUGCCGCUCGAAUCGGCCUACCGCCACGCGCUGGACCAGUACAGCGGCGAGCACUGGGCGGAGAGCGUGGGCUACCUGGAGAUCAGCCUGCGGCUGCACCGCCUGCUGCGCGACAGCGAGGCCUUCUGCCACCGCAACUGCAGCACCGCGCCCCAGCCCGAGCCCGACGCCGGCCUCGACCGCUACCCGGAGCUGCGCCUCUUCGGCGGCCUGCUGCGCCGCGCGCAGUGCCUCAAGCGCUGCAAGCAGGGCCUGCCUGCCUUCCGCCAGUCGCAGCCCAGCCGGGAAGUGCUGGCUGACUUCCAGAGCCGCGAGCCUUAUAAGUUCCUACAGUUCGCCUACUUCAAGGCGAAUAAUCUUCCAAAAGCCAUUGCAGCUGCUCACACUUUUCUGCUGAAGCAUCCCGACGAUGAAAUGAUGAAGAGAAACAUGGCAUACUACAAGAGCUUGCCCGAUGCUGAAGACUACAUUAAAGACUUGGAAACCAAGUCAUAUGAGACCCUGUUUAUCCGAGCCGUGCGCGCCUACAACGGGGAGAACUGGAGAACGUCCAUCACCGACAUGGAGCUGGCCCUGCCUGACUUCUUCAAAGCCUUUUAUGAGUGUCUCGCUGCCUGCGAGGGCGCCAGGGAGAUCAAGGACUUCAAGGAUUUCUAUCUGUCCAUAGCAGAUCACUAUGUGGAAGUUCUGGAAUGCAAGAUCCAGUGUGAAGAGAAUCUUACCCCUGUUAUCGGAGGCUACCCGGUGGAGAAGUUUGUGGCUACCAUGUAUCACUAUCUGCAGUUCGCUUACUAUAAGUUGAACGACCUGAAGAACGCAGCCCCGUGUGCCGUCAGCUUCCUGCUCUUUGACCAAGAUGACAAGGUCAUGCAGCAGAACUUGCUGUACUACCAGUACCACAGGGACACCUGGGGCCUCUCGGACGAGCACUUCCAGCCCAGACCUGAAGCAGUUCAGUUCUUUAAUGUGACUACUCUCCAGAAAGAACUAUAUGACUUUGCUAAAGAAAAUUUAAUGGAUGAUGAUGAGGGAGAAGUUGUGGAAUAUGUGGAUGACCUCUUGGAACUGGAAGCCACUGAAUAGCUCACAGCAACCAAAGAGACUUUCCCCUCUGUGUUGUGGAAACACAGAUCCUGUCUUCCUUUUCCCAACAGCCUGAGUUGUUGAUACUUGAGACUUCUCUUUACUUGCUGACAUGAAAGAGAAGCCCCUGUCUCUCACUCCACUCAACAUCGGGUGAGCCUGCCUUCCUGUGUCUAUACGGCUUUCCCUGUGUCUACAUCUGCCUCCCGUGUCCACAUCUGUUUCUCCACACGUACCUUUCUGACGAACACACAAGUCUUCUCAUCUUCAUAUCCACUCUCACCAUGCUUAUACCUGCCUUUCUGACCAUUUUGCUUGGAAAGACAGUCUAUUAUGUGUUUUGUUUUUGUCAGUAUUCCAUUGUUUUAACCAGAGCACUGCUUAGCUCUGGCUUAUGGUGGUGCUGGGAAUUGAUCCUGGGACUUUGGGGCCUCAGGCAUGAGAGACUCUUUGCAUAACCAUUAUGCUAUCUCACCAACCUAAUAUUACUCUUCUUAUUCUUUUUUUUUUUUUUUUGUCUCCAGGGUUAUUGCUGGGGCUUGGUGCCUGCACUAUAAAUUCACUGCUCCUGGAGGCCAUUUUUUCUUAUUUUAUUAGAAGAGAGAAAUUGAGGGAGGAGGAGGAGAUAAAUAAGGCAGAGAGAAACAUAGACACCUGCAGACCUGCUUCAUCUCUUGUGAAGCGAUCCCCCUGCAGGUGGGGAGCUGGGGGCUCGAAUCAGAAUCCUUAUGCAGGUCCUUGCACUUUGUAUUAUAUGCGCUUAACUGAGUGUGCCACUCCCUGCCACCCAGUAUUACUUUUUAGAUAAGAAAACACUCCUGAAGGAUGUCAGUUACAGAACAUGUACACUGGCCUCUAUCUCCAGGUCUUAGUUCUUCCUCCCCCUCCCCUGAUCCAGGGAAGAUGGCAGAGGGCAAAAGUGGACUUUCUGCAUGUUGCAUCAUGAUGGUCUGCACAUGUUCUCAACUGCACUGUUUCUGGCUCCUCUUGAAAAAGAAGUUGGUGAGGCAGUGCAGAAUCCAGAAAGGUGGCCUUUGCCCAAUACUUUGAAUCUCCCAAGUCUUAACAGUGGUUAAAAUAUCUUGGUCCCAUUUGAAGAUAAUACUCAAUCAUGAGUCUUAGACUUGGAAAUGGAAGAAAGCAGAGGGAACCUAGUUUCAUUCCUUCUUUCAGUAACUAUUUAUUGAGCCUCUUGUGUGUACUGGGCGUUUACCCAGAGACGCUGCACAGAGCUAAAGGAUUCCUUGCCCUCAUGGUACAUGCAUCCUGCAAAGAGAGACAGACAACAAAUAAACAAGAGGAAAUAUAUACUGACCCAAGGCAUCUGUGUGUGAUAAUUGCUGUGGGGAAAAUGAAAGUGGAAGAUGGUUAAGAA